AUGCCUGCUACCAGGGGACAGGGUGACUCAGGAGGAAAGACUCCACCUAAAAUAGUCGUGCAAAAGAAUAAAGAGAAGGAGGAGGAAGAGGAGGAGAAGAAUGACUUGAAAUGGAUUUUAUCUUCCAGGCAAGGACAUUUGGACCGAUCUUUUACAUGUUCCACAAGAAGUGCAGCUUAUAAUCCAAGCUAUUAUUCAGAUAAUCCUUCCUCAGACAGUUUUCUUGGCUCAGGCGACUUAAGAACCUUUGGCCAGAGUGCAAAUGGCCAAUGGAGAAAUUCUACUCCAUCAUCAAGCUCAUCUUUACAGAAAUCAAGAAACAGCCGAAGUCUUUACCUCGAAACCCGAAAGACCUCAAGUGGAUUAUCAAACAUUUUUGCGGGAAAGUCAAACCAUCACUGCCAUGUAUCUGCAUAUGAAAAAUCUUUCCCUAUUAAACCUGUUCCAAGUCCGUCUUGGAGUGGUUCAUGUCGUUGAAGCCUUUUGAGCCCCAAGAAAACUCAGAGGCGACAUGUUAGUACAGCAGAAGAGACAGUUCAAGAGGAAGAAAGAGAGAUUUACAGACAGCUGCUACAGAUGGUCACAGGGAAACAGUUUUCUAUAGCCAAACCUACCACACAUUUUCCUUUACACCUGUCUCAAUGUUUUAGUUCCAGUAAAAAUACUUUGAAAGACUCACUAUUUAAAAAUGGAAACUCUUGUGCAUCUCAGAUCAUUGGCUCUGAUACUUCAUCAUCUGGAUCUGCCAGCAUUUUAACUAACCAGGAACAGCUGUCCCACAGUAUAUAUUCCCUCUCUUCUUAUACCCCAGAUGUUGUUGCAUUUGGAUCCAAAGAUUCUGAUACUCUUCAUCAACCCCCUCAUCACCACUCUGUUCCACAUCAGCCAGAUAACUUAGCAGCUUCAAAUACACAAUCUGAAGGAUCAGACUCUGUGAUUUUACUGAAAGUGAAAGAUUCCCAGACUCCAACUCCCAGUUCUACUUUCUUCCAGGCAGAGCUGUGGAUCAAAGAAUUAACUAGUGUUCAUGAUUCUCGAGCACGAGAAAGAUUGCGCCACAUUGAAAAACAGAAAGCAUUGGCCUUACAGCUUCAAAACCAGGAAAUGGAGAAAGAAAUAAAGAAUGUAUUUCGUAAUGGGAAUAAGGAUGAAGUUCUCAGUGAAGCAUUUCGCCUGACCAUUACACGCAAAGAUAUUCAAACUCUAAACCAUCUGAAUUGGCUCAAUGAUGAGAUCAUCAAUUUCUACAUGAAUAUGCUGAUGGAGCGAAGUAAAGAGAAGGGCUUGCCAAGUGUGCAUGCAUUUAAUAUGUUUUUCUUCACUAAAUUAAAAACGGCUGGUUAUCAGGCCGUUUGGACAAAGAAAGUAGAUGUAUUUUCUGUUGACAUUCUUUUGGUGCCCAUUCACCUGGGAGUGCACUGGUGUCUAGCUGUUGUGGACUUUAGAAAGAAGAAUAUUACCUAUUACGACUCUAUGGGUGGGAUAAACAAUGAAGCCUGCAGAAUUCUCUUGCAAUACCUAAAGCAAGAAAACAUUGACAAGAAAAAGACAGAGUUUGACACCAAUGGCUGGCAGCUCUUCAGCAAGAAAAGCCAGGAAAUUCCACAGCAGAUGAAUGGAAGUGACUAUGGGAUGUUUGCCUGCAAAUAUGCUAACUGUAUUACCAAAGACAGACCAAUCAACUUCACACAGCAACACAUGCCAUACUUCCGGAAGCGGAUGGUCUGGGAGAUCCUCCACCGAAAACUCUUGUGAAGACUGUCUCAGUUAGCAGACCUUGACCAUGUGGGGGACCAGCUCUUUGUUGUCUACAGCCAGAGGCCUUGGAAACAGCUGCUCCCAGCCCUCUGUUCUUGUAGCACCCUUGAUCCUGGACCAG
Messenger RNA from Macaca mulatta (Rhesus monkey), 1879 nucleotides. The record is from RefSeq and is a predicted model, not a curated record. NCBI's taxonomy places the organism in Eukaryota, Metazoa, Chordata, Mammalia, Primates, Cercopithecidae.